AUGAAUAAGGUACCAAGUAAAUUAAGAGCUUCCUCUCUUAUUUAUAAACCAAAUCAUAAAAAUUUUCGUCCACUUUCAUUUUCAAACACGUUCAGUUAUUCUUCAGAAUCGAAAUUAAAACCGCAACAAAUUCAAUCUAUUGCCCCUGCAGGAACAAUUCUCAAAGGUUUAAAUUUUUAUAAAAAUGGUGCAGACCCAAUAGCAUUACCUGAUGACGAGUAUCCUGGUUGGCUAUGGGAAAUAUUGGAUAAAGAAAAGGAAGAACAACUUCGUAACGAUGUCCAUUCAAGACAAUAUCAUAGAAAACAAAGGAGGGACUUAAUCAAGGAUAAUAAUUUUGAUAGAAAUAAAAAGAAAUAG
This is a messenger RNA of Funneliformis mosseae, 360 nucleotides long. NCBI's taxonomy places the organism in Eukaryota, Fungi, Glomeromycota, Glomeromycetes, Glomerales, Glomeraceae. The record is from the annotation of a GenBank genome assembly.